CACAUUCCCAUCUUCUCCAAACACUCGGAUUUUGUCAUUGCCCCCAGCAGAAUCCGUCUAGCUCUAGCUCCGUCGCUGCUUCUGCCAAUGCGAAAGCUUCGUCCAUUGGCAGAGAUGUAAGAAAUAUUUUAUGUGGGCCUAUCAAAACUCCGGUCGAAUAGAGCCCACAUACACACGACAAACGGAAGGAUUGCAGCCCAUUCACACUGCCACCACCACAGACACGCUGCCUGUUGCAACCCAUCGGAGAUGCCUCUGCCCUGCUCCGUCCGCCGCCGCCGCCGUCGUCGCCGCCAUGCUCCGCCUCCGAAGCUCCGUCCCCACCCUUCUCCUCCUCUCCUCGUCCUCCGCCGCUCCCAGCUCCUCUCUCUGCCGUCUCCUCUCCGCCGCCGCAGACCCCAUUUUCCCGAACCCUAGCAGCUUCGUCGUGGAGGACUACCUCGUCGGCACCUGCGGCCUCACCCGGCCCCAAGCCCUCAAGGCCUCCAAGAAGCUCUCCCACCUCAAGUCCCCCGCCAACCCCGACGCCGUCCUCGCCUUCCUCUCCGGCCUCGGCCUCUCCGGCGCCGACGCCGCCGCCGUCGUCGCCAAAGACCCGCUCUUCCUCUGCGCCAAAGUGGACAAAACCCUGGUCCCCGUCGUCGCCGGGCUCGCCGGCCUCGGUCUCUCGCCUCCUGAGAUCGCCCGCCUCGUCUCGGUUGCCCACUACUGCUUCCGAACCAGGCCCAUCGUCUCCAAGAUGCGCUACUACCUGCCCCUCUUCGGCUCCUUCGACAACUUCCUCCGGGCGCUCCAGCGCUCGUCCUGCCUACUCUCGUCGGACCUCGGCAAGGUGAUCAAGCCCAAUGUCGUGUUCCUGCGGGAGUGCGGCCUAAGUGACUGCGAUAUUGUCAAGCCGAGUGUCCCUGUGUCGAGGAUGCUGACCACCAACCCGGAGCGCGUCCGUGCGAUGGUGGCAUGUGCUGAAAGAUUAGGCGUGCCGCGUGGCUCUGGGAUGUUCAGGCAAGCGCUGCAGGCUGUCGCGUUUCUCAAUGAGGACAAGAUCGCCGCCAAAGUGGACUACUUGAAGAACACCUUCAGGUGGUCUGCUGCUGAGGUGGUCAUUGCUUUGUCUAAGGCUCCGAUACUGCUCAGGAUUUCUAAGGACAUGCUACAGCGCAAGUCCAAGUUCCUGCUAUCUGAGGUGGGGUUGGAGCCCAUGUACAUUGCUCAUCGACCGAUAAUUACUUGUCUUAGCCUGGAGGGCCGGGUCAGGCCCCGGUACUAUGUUCUCAAGUUCCUCAAGGAAAAUGGAUUGGUAGAUCGCGAGCUGAGCUUCUAUACUGCAGUCAGUACGCCUGAGAAGUAUUUCGUGGACAAGUACAUAUGCCCUCACAAGAAAGCUGCACCACACCUCGCUGAGGACUAUGCAACCGCUUGCAAAGGGGAGAUACCAACUAAUUUCUUGUUUAGAUGAACCAGGAAAGUUUUCACUCUGCAUAGUAAGCUGGUAACUCCUGCCUCGUUGUUCUAUGCCUAACUGGACGCGGGCUAUCUCUUGUAGUGUGUUUUUUACAUGCCAGUUUGCUCAUUGCUGACAAUUUGAUUCCUGAACCCUGAUAUGCUGUUUGUUGUCAUUCCUUAGAGAAGAUAUCAGUGUAGUCUGCUUUCAUGGCAACGUUUAUCUAGCAUGUUCCCUCUUGACUUCAUUGUAUUUUCAGUUACAUCAUAUUUCAGUUAGUACUAAGUUUGCAGUUCAAUGUUCAGUAUUUGGAUUAUUCUUACAAAUAUUGUGACAGUUAGUACUAAAGUUUGCUUAGAUAUAUAUUUCGAAUGGAUGUCUGUUCUUUUUUAACCUUUUGUUUUCUUCCUCCUUACUUGUUCCUAAAUACCAUAGUUGACCUUUUUUCAGUUUGGAAUUUUUCAAAUUUCUACAUAUGAAUCAGUCUUAUCAUUUGCAUCCGCCAUUAAUUGUCAGAAUAAACCAAUGGAGGUGCCAUGUAUAACAAGCAAAUCCAAUGAAGGUUGAACUAACAUUUGUUCUUGUUAACAUAUGAAGAAGAAAAUGAUAUGAGAUUUUCCCACUACAACCUACAGCUUGCACUGAGGGCAAAAGUUUUUUCUUCAUAUCUGUCUACAAUUGAGUGAAAUCGUAGAUUUAAUAAUAUAUUUUGCAACAAAAUUCAUCACAGUUUGCUGCCUUGAGCCGACACUGAGACCUUCAACCUGUUGUCCAUCCUAACAUAAAAAGUUGCAAAUUGUUUUGUUUAGCAAGGAUUAAGAUUUAAGAGUUGCUCGACUAGUACUUGUCUUGCAACCAAACUAGUGUCACAGCAUGUCCACGAGUCGGUGACCUGGGCACUUGUAAUCCUUGGUGUUUAGUGAUGUAUAUAUCUGUUCUGAUUGUGUUUAAUGAGCAGCAGGGAUAACUAACCGUGCUGCUGUUACCAUGGCAUUAUAUGCAAACAUUUUUCCUGUUGAAACAUGAUCACAAUCAUAUCGAUCUGAAAAAGAAGAGAAAAAUGAGAAAUAGUAUAUAUUCAGUAAAAGCGAAAUAUUAAUUCAUGAAUUAGUAAAGGUUAUACCUCGGUGAUGAAGUGUACAUCAGUGUGGUGACUCCAACUCGCUUGUCAGCCAUUGAAUGUAGUGCGCCUCUGUUCUGUUGCUUCUGCAGAGCGUCAGCAGAUCUGGGCUGCUGUUGCUAUUUUUUGUUCUGCUCAGUGACUUGAACUGAGGUGAGUUAAAACACUAGGACGGAUGUACAUGCUUGUGUUGAUCAGUGCUUUAUAUUUAUGUGGGGACAAAUGCAUUGGAUAUUUUGUUCAAAUAGGAGGGAUAUAUCUAAGCAUAUUGCCACUAGGAAAAAGUCACUCUACUCUUCAGAUUCAUAACUUCCGUAAACAGAACAAAAUUGGAGGUUAAGAUAGCUUGAUUUUUUUCACUGGGAUUAGACUUAUGUGUUUACUCCGAAAUUCCAGCUAAUAUCUCUGAAAUAAAAGAAAAACGACCCUAAUUAGUCUGAUGUAAAUUUUCUGCUGGACAUAUGCACAGAACUUAUUCACCAUACUAUUUCUGAGGAGUAUCUCCAUACUAUUUAACCGUCACAACCACAAAUGCCAAUCUUUCAAGACUCCUCACAGGAAGAAAAAUUGGUAUAGCAAAUCAGGAAUAUUUAUGCAUGGAAGGUCACUGCAUGCAGAUAGAGAGCAUUCCUUACUCUAUUUACACAUAUAUUAUAUUCCUUCUGCAUGGUUGGCAUAUAUGGUUUAUGGGGUCAGUUCUGUCUGGUCGAGCAUGUUACUGUAUCAGGGGAAGACUGAAUUCUGAGAUCAAUUGACAUGUUAAUCUGGAACAAAAGAAAAUGGCACAAAGCUUCUCAACAUGGAUAUGCUCGAGAGCUAGGUAGUUAUAUAAAAUAUUCUUAUCUAUAUUUACUGAAGUUUAUGUAUGUAUGCAUGUAUGUCAAAUUUAUCCAUUAAUGAAGUUUAUCUACAUUCAAUGAAUUUUUUUCUCAAAAAAAAAAUCCAUUAAUUUACAUCCUUGGUCCUUGUGGUGCUGCCACUGAAGUAGACCAUAUGCAUUUUACUGAAGUGGGAGUAAUGCCAGUUCUCCACUCAGCGUAAUGUCCCUCUGAUAUAUAUGAAUCUACUUUUCAUUGAUGCAACUGAUGUACCACACAAGGACAAACACUUUAGUUGUGUACUAGAGGAAAAACAUGAUUCUUCCAUCCUGUGACUGAGUGGUUGUAUUCAGAGAACUGCAAAUAUUUUCUUAUGAUUGCCUUGAAUAUUAAUAGUAUACUUCAAUUCCACGCGCCUAAAAAAAUUAAGUUGACCAAACUGGUUCUUUUGUAAGUUUGUAACCCAGGUAACUAAUUCUGGAACAGAGGAAGUUAGUACUUCAGUAUGAGAUAGUUACCACAUUUAAUGGAAGAUGAAAGAAAAAAUAGAUAAUAGCUCAGUUUUUUUUUUUUUGCUCUACUAAUAUGCAAUGAUAUUAUGUAAGGUCUCGCCAGAUCAAUACUCUUUGCCGUCUGAUCAAGAUUCAACUGGUGGAGCUGUCGAAUCCAUGCCUCUGCACACACCUGCUGGACAAUUUUCCAGGUCUAAACAGAGUCUCAGUGUGCCAUCAUGUUUCUUGUGCCCUGCACCUCCAAGGCUCCAACUAGUAUUUUCAUUACCGACUUCAUGUUAUCAAAUAGUGCCAACAAUAGCCAGGGAUCAACUUGUCUGUAAGGCCCUGUUUCACACUCUAGACUUACAAGAACACUUUACUGGUAUUCUUAUAUUUAUGGCCUCUAUCACACAGAGAUCUGCCUUUACACUGUAUUAUCUGUUAUUCUAGAUGCUACUGUCUUCUCUUUCUUGCUGUGAGGUGACCCCAUUGCUAUUGGCGAUCAUAUCUCAAUGACUCCAUCUGGUGACUGGUGCCCAAGUUGAUGACAAACUCAUCCUAUUCUGGGGGACAAGGAGCCACCUUUGUCACCCUGGGAUUGCGAGAGCACGCUGAGGAGGUUGGGUUCGCAGUGUGGGAAGAAGCCAAGCAUGAUGGCGAUGGGUAGUAGUUCAUGAUCCAUCUGGGUCACCCCCUAGGUGGUGAGCCAGAGCAGGUGUCUGACAAAACAAAGUGUGUGCCUGUACCGGUAAAAAGCCAAACUCCUUGCCAGCCUGGAUGACAUGGCUGAAUGGUCUCAUCUAAUUAUAUUUUUCUAAAUCAUGGCUGAACGAAUUAUGUGUUGUCAGUUCCAUUAUUUUAAGAGUAAUUUGGGAAGUAUCAGUGUUCAGUGAUGGGCCAUCUUCAGAUACUGGUCAUUGCUUGAUUUCAUUGGUGAACUUCUGCACUUGCUUCUCUUUUCCUCAUCACUUGGUGUCAUUAGUUAAUUUCAUGCCUUGCAGUUAGCUUUUCAUAGCUGCAGAAUUACAGAAAGUUCCAUCCAAUAGUUUGCAAACUACUGGCAACAAUAUCAUGUGGUAAAUUUAUAUUGUCAUGGUUAUAUUUUCCUCUGUUUUUAUGUUGUUAUGUUUCUACUUGCCAUCUUUGUUUACGGAUUCUUUGUAAGUGCUCCUUUGUAUUGAUGGUCUUAUGCUUUGUAUUUAUCAGAUUAGCACACACAAAAAACACAAAUGAUCUUAGAAACCAAACACAAUUGGUUUGAAUGAUAUUUUGUUAUAUUUUGAGGAACUGCCAUACUAUAAAUUUUACAGAUUAAGAACAAUAAAGUUGUAUUCAGAAAAAGUUUUCUGUUGUACUCUAAUCAUAUAUUUAUUUUGAACUUCCAAUGAUCUCUACCUAGCAUUUCGGAACCUUGGGUACAAACCAUUAAUAACCUUCUAUCUAUGAAUAUUAUUUGAGGAGCAAAAUCAGCAUGAAAGAAAACAUAAAUGAUUAUAUAAACCAAACACAGCUGGCUUUGUUUUUGAGAAACGGCCAAAUUAUAAAAUUAAAAGAUGGAGAGAAAAACAAUUAUUAUUCGUAAAAAAAACUCUAUUUUAUUCGCAGCAUAUCUGGGCUUAAAAUUUGUACAAAUGAAGCACCUUGAGGAUUUCUGCACGUCUUUUGGGGGUGAAUGUUGUUGACUUGAUGGCUAAAUCUGUUGCAUUGCAGGAUGAGAAUCCAAAACCGCACAUGGAGGAGAUGCGAACCACAACUGGACUGAAUAAACGAGGUCGGGAUGGAACUUUUGUCGGCGCAAGGUCGUUUUCUGCAUCAUCAUCAGGGAUACUAUGUAUCAAGUCAGAAAUGGAAGACCAAGGAUUUUGGUAUAUGCCGCCAAGGAAGUGUCCGAGAUCGGAUGGCUAUCUUCACUACAGAAAGAAAACAAUAACUGGUAGUCUUGUUUGUGUUGGGCACGCUGAUUAUUACAUGUUGCUACGCUCAUUUGCCAAGCUUGCGGAAGUUGAUAUUAGGGUUAUUCAUGCCAGUGUGCUAAAAUUUGAGAGGAGACUUGCGUGGAUAGAAGAAAGAAUAGGCAGAAGCUUGGAUGCCUUGCAGAAUCUACCUAGCUAAGCAAAUGAUGCUCAGAGACAUGUUUCAGGCUGCAGUUUUUGAUGGAUUGCCAAUUUGCCAAGUCAGUGAACUGGUGAUGGGUUAUCGUUCUAUUGUCGAGAAAAGAGAUUAUGUUUGUAGUUGGGGUCUCAUUAUCCUGAACCAAAAGGGUCCAAAACAGCGGACUCUCUUGCAAGAUCUUGUUGACAAACUGACCAGGAACACCAAACUGUAUCUGUACUUGUACCAAUAAUUCCCACGAAGAUGCUCGUAGACCCAAAAAGUUCAUCGAAAUGUUUUGUAUCUGUAGUUGUGACAACGAUUCCAACGGAGAUGCCCGUUGUUAUGACCGGCAUAUUACAG
Messenger RNA from Triticum aestivum (bread wheat), 6327 nucleotides. RefSeq lists its product as uncharacterized. Gene Ontology annotation, biological process: regulation of DNA-templated transcription. The coding region runs from base 131 to 1456 and encodes 441 amino acids. Lineage: Eukaryota; Viridiplantae; Streptophyta; Magnoliopsida; Poales; Poaceae. The record is from RefSeq and is a predicted model, not a curated record. Gene Ontology annotation, molecular function: double-stranded DNA binding. The transcript is spliced from 2 exons.